Panicum virgatum (switchgrass) is the source of this 3046-nucleotide messenger RNA. RefSeq lists its product as uncharacterized. NCBI's taxonomy places the organism in Eukaryota, Viridiplantae, Streptophyta, Magnoliopsida, Poales, Poaceae. The record is from RefSeq and is a predicted model, not a curated record. The coding region runs from base 145 to 2862 and encodes 905 amino acids. The transcript has 2 exons.
GGUCAAGUCCUCGUCAAAAACAAAUACUAAGACUCUCGCGCCUCUGCACGCCGCCGCAUUUAAGUAGUAAGCUCAAGGCAGGCACCUUCUGCUCAGAGUGGCGAGCGAGCUCGUGGCGGCCGCAUUUGACUAGGAGCGCGCGCAAUGGCGGAUUCCGGCGGCGGCAGCGGUGGCGUCGGCGUCGGCGGCGGCGGCGGCGACCCGUGGGAGUACAAGCUGCGCAAGUACCUGCUGCUGCUGGCCACGCUGGUGGCCACCGUGACGUACGGCGCGGCGUUCAACCCGCCGGGGGGCGUGUGGCAGGGCGCCGACCCCGCCAUCGAGCGCCUCACCGGCGACCCCAUCAUCCGGGAGACCAGCUACCGCCGCUACCUGGCCUUCUUCUACAGCAACGCCACGGCCUUCGCCUCCUCGCUCGUCGUAAUCGUCCUCGUCCUCAUCCUCUCCGUGCUGCACGAGGCUCAGGAGCAGGCGGCGGGCACGGACAGGCAGCGCAGCCUGGCGCCGCUGCGCAUCCUCCGCGUCGUCAUGGUGCUCGAUCUCCUCAGCCUCAUGGGGGCCUACGCCGCCGGCACGUUCCGGGACAGGCUCACGGCGACCUACUCCUCGGUCCUGCUCGCCGGCGUCGUCAUCUACCUCCUGGUCCACACGGUGCUGGCCUCCUGCCCGGCUGCACCGGCACCGCCGGACGAGGAGGAGAAGGACGGCAACGGCAGCAGCGCGGCCGAGAAGGAGGAGGCCGAGAAGAAGAUGACCAAGCUCCGCAAGGUGCUGAUGCUGCUGGCCACGUUCGCGGUGAGCGUCACCUACGUGUCCGGGCUCAGCGCGCCGGGCGGCUUCUGGGCCGACGACGCCGGCGGCCACAAGCCGGGCGUCGCGAUCCUCAGGGGCGGGCCGCACGACGCGCGCCUCAAGGCGUUCUUCGUCCUCAACACCACCGCCUUCGUCGCGUCCCUGCUCAUCAUCAUCAUCCUCCUGGACAAGAAGCUCUCCUUCAGCCCAAACCUGCGCUCGUUCGAGCUCUACGGGUUCAUCACAGUCGCGAUCGUCGGCCUCGUCGGGGCCUACUCCGCCGGCAGCUGCCGCCAGGUCGACACCACCGUCUAUGUCAAUUCUCUGGUCGGUGCUGUGAUCGUCUUCAUUCUCGCUCAAGCCGCCAUCGUCAAGUUCUGCAAAGAAACCAUCAAGGAGAGCUGCUUGUGGAAGCUGCUAGAAGGCAUACCUGGGAAGGUGUCAGGAUGUCUGAGUGGCAAUGGGGAUGCCAGCGUUGAGAAGCAGCAAAGACAAGUGCUGGAGAGGGCUCGCUCCCUGGUUCUGCUGCUGGCCACUCUGGCGGCGGCCAUCACCUACCAAGCAGGCCUGAACCCGCCGGGCGGCCUCUGGCAGGGCGACGACGCCGGCGGCCGCUACAAGGCCGGCGACCCGGUGCUGCUGACCACCAACCCCAGGAGGUACAAGGCCUUCUACUACAGCAACUCGACCGCCUUCGUGGCGUCCCUGCUCGCCAUCGUCCUGGUCCGGAUGAAGACCCUGCACCACCACAACGCCCUGGAGGCCGCCAUGAUACUGGACCUGCUGGGGCUCAUCGGCGCCUACGCCGCCGGGAGCUGCCGGGACGUGACCACCUCCAUCUACGCCAUGGCCCUGGCCGGCGCCGUCUUGGUCUAUGUGGUGAUCCAUGUCGUCCUCUUCACGCUGGACCACAACGAAGCUGCUGCUCCGGUGGUCAGCGGCAAGGAGAAAGAGGACCCGGUGGAGAAGAGGCGCAAGCGGCUGCUCCUCUUCGCGAUCCUGGCGGCCACCAUCACCUACCAGGCCGGGCUGACGCCGCCGAGCGGCUUCCUGGCCGGCGACGAUCCGGGGACCGGGCGCCGCGCCGGCGACCCCGUCCUGCUCAACAACUACCCGCGCCGGUACACGGCCUUCUUCUAUUGCAACUCGGUGAGCUUCAUGCUGUCCAUCGCGCUCAUCAUCCUCCUCGUCAACCCCAACCUGUACCGGCCGGCCAUCCGGAGCAACGCGCUGUCCGUCUGCACGGCGGCGGGCAUGAGCGGCAUCAUGGGCGCCUACGCCGCCGGCUGCACGCAGCACCUCAAGACAUCCAUCUACAUCUUCGCGCUGGCGGGGUUCGUCCUCUUCGUGGUCAUAGUGGCUGUUGUGUUCUGGGUGUUCCGUGAUGAUGACAAAGGCAAGCCAGCAGAUGGAUCGUCCUCCUCCUCCCAAGGCAGAGCAGAGAAAUCCAAUACCAAUGAGGACUUGGAGAAGGGCAAGAACGACGACGCGGGGAAGAAAGCAGAGGAGGAUGAGAAGGAGAAGAGGCGGCAUGCAAAGCGCAAGUACCUGAUGCUGCUGGGAAUCCUGGUGGCGAGCGUGACCUACCAGGCCGGCCUGGCGCCGCCGGGCGGGUCUUGGCAGUCCGACGGCGGCGGGCACGCCGCCGGCGACCCGGUGAUGCACGACAACCGGAGGCACCGCUACCUGGCCUUCUACUACAGCAACUCCACCUCGUUCGUGGCGUCCAUCGUCGUCAUCGUCCUGCUGCUGCCGCAGUCCCUGCACAAGGACGACAAGUGGGCGGCGUGGUGGCUCGGGGUGAUGAACACGACGAUCGUGUUGGACCUGCUCGGCCUCCUCAUCGCCUACGCCGCCGGCUCCAGCCGGUCGUGGAAGACCGCCGGAUACGUGUCGGCCCUCGUCAUCGCCGUGCUGGCCUAUUUCGUGGUCCACGUGGCGGUGUCGCGCUUCAUCAGGAGGGGGAGAGGUAAACAACGAGACAGCUCCGGCGACGGCGGCGACUCCACCCAGCAGCAGCAGCAGCAGCAGAAGAAUGGACAGGCUGUUCAGCCCGCUCAAACUAACUGAAGCAAGCUGGGUGUUUGUGCAGUUUUCUUUCGGUGCCAUUUUUGUAGGUUUGCGUGUUGUUUGUGUCUUGUUUUCUAGUAUUAUCCUUUUUCUCCCUCUUGUCAGGUUUGUAGUUCUAUGAGAUGUAGUGGUGAAUUGUGAUGAGUAUCGUCAUGAGCAUAUUGAUCUCUUUUUCCCUGCUGCA